Kickxella alabastrina is the source of this 1634-nucleotide messenger RNA. RefSeq lists its product as uncharacterized. Gene Ontology annotation, cellular component: ERMES complex. The coding region runs from base 28 to 1581 and encodes 517 amino acids. The record is from RefSeq and is a predicted model, not a curated record. NCBI's taxonomy places the organism in Eukaryota, Fungi, Kickxellomycota, Kickxellomycetes, Kickxellales, Kickxellaceae. Gene Ontology annotation, molecular function: lipid binding. Gene Ontology annotation, biological process: mitochondrion organization; phospholipid transport. The transcript has a single exon.
UCUUUUUUCAUAUUUUCGUGUGUUAUCAUGUCUUUUAAAUUCAAUUGGGGCAGUUUUCCGCCCGAAUUCAACAAGGAGGCGUUGGAAAUGCUGACUCAGGCGCUGAACAAGGGGGCCAACAAGCCGCCCAACCUCGUGGGCCCGAUAAUAGCCAAGGAACUUGAUCUGGGCAGCAACCCGCCGCAGCUGGACAUCCUCGAAAUCAGCGAGCUGGAGGAAGACCGGUUCCGCGCAAUGUUCCGCAUGAAGUACGAGGGCGACGGCUUUCUUGUGCUUCAAACCCAGGUACAGGCCAAUCCCCUGCGGCUCACACAAAGCGAGAUUCCGACGAUGCCCCAGAUCGGCGUAGUUGCCGCCGCCCAGCCGCUUGUGGUUCCGAUGCUUCUGCGUAUCUCGGGACUGAAGCUGCACGGCAUCAUUGUCUUGGCCGUGUCUAAGCAGGAUGGUAUCACGCUGGUGUUCCGCAGCGACCCACUUGUGUCAGUUGAGGUGCAUUCGACUUUUGAUUCGGUGCCAUCCGUGCGCCGAAUGCUGCAGAGGGAGAUUGAGGCCACACUGAGGACGCUGUUCCAGGACGACUUGCCCGUGAUUGUGCACGAGAUGAGUGUCAAUGAGAUUCGCAGGGCCAGAGAGGCCAAGGAGCGCGAGAGGAGGGAAUACAUUGAAAGGCAGCAGCAGCUCAUCAGAAUGCAGCAUCUGCAGGUGGUCGGCUCGGAGUCUGCAUUGUUGCCGCAGCAGCGGUUGGUGGACACAGCGGGUUCAGAGUCAGACUCAGUGUCGCUGCAUCACCAGCAGCUCAUGGCAUCGCAGCUGCACCGGCGGCUGAUGGAGCUCUCACAGAGCGAUGCAACGGCGCUACGGAACCCUGUAAUGCAAUCCGACUAUGCGCACAGCACGCGGUCGGCGGAAAUCCCAAUACAAACCCAAUGGCCGGCGACAGGAUCAGCAUCCGGACGGCUCCACCACCGGACCAGCACCAUGGGCGGCACAAGCAUGAGCGGUGACCCACAGACCCUGGAGCAGUUUCUCAACGACGACUGGGAGCGCAUGCAGCACAACCAGUCAUCAUCGGAAACUCACGAAUAUUUGCAUAGCGAUAGCAUGGAUCACCAGCACUCAACUGGCGACCAGACCAAUGGUGUGGUUGUGCGUGCAUCGGAUAAUGCUGUGGCCGCUCGCUUGGCCUCAUUGAUGACUAUGGGCCAGACUCUGUCGCCGUAUACGCAGCGCUUCGAGCACACAACGAUGCGGUCGGAUGUCAAUCCGCGCUUGCAUCCGCCGCCGAUAUUCACGUUGCCCAAUGCCGGGUCAGCAUUGACGCCCCCGCUCAUGUCGCCGGCGGGUCUAUCUGGUGCUAGGCAGUUUUCUUUCAGCUCUGCUGCUGCUGCUAAUACUGUUUUGGGUGCGGGUGCUUCGUCAGGGACACCAUUUUCGGCUACCACUCCGCCACUACUUGCGUCCGGUGGAAGGUCGCCGUUUCCGAGGAACCGCACAUUGCGAAGAAAGGUGCAUCGGAUAGGUGGGUUGGGCCAGAACAACAGCAGCAACGGCGAAGGCGAAGGCGGCGGCAGCAGCGCGUAGCUUAUCCUUUUUUGUGUAUAAAAAUAACUGAUAAUAGAAUGCAUUUGAAACUA